GAGGAGUUGCUCACCAAAGGAGUCUCCUGUAUUUAUUUUGGGUUUUGUCCCUGGGCUCUCAGGAGUCGGCCUGCCUGGUCAGCAGCUCGGGUCCCACCCGCACGACAACUGACUUGCCUCUUCAUCAAAUCAAUUCGGGUCUUUCAGAGAAACUUCGUAUCACUACUGUAAGUGUGAAACCCGUAUAACUCAGCAAUUCACAGAAGUCAGCGGAAAAAUAUUUAAGUGCAGCUAGAUCCUUCGCUUGUUGGAGACUUGGCCUGAGGGGGUUCCGAAGCAAUACUAGCGGUGGGGAGGACACAUUCUCACCAAGCAAAGGCUUUUAGCUUUGCCAUCACGAGGACCAAAAAAGAACGGGAAGGGGAACAGCUUUCUCACAAGGCGAUUCAGCAUUUUGUUUGUUUGGACAGGCAGAGUGGACAGUGAGAGAGAGACAGAGAGAAAGGUCUUCCUUGUGCCGUUGGUUCACCCUCCAAUGGCCACCACGGCUGGCGCGCUCCAACCGGCACACCGCACUGAUCCGAUGGCAGGAGCCAGGUGCUUUUCCUGGUCUCCCAUGGGGUGCAGGGCCCAAGCAUUUGGCCAUCCUCCACUGCCCUCCCGGGCCACAGCAGAGAGCUGGCCUGGAAGAGGGGCAACCGGGACAGAAUCCGGUGCCCUGACCGGGACUAGAACCCGGUGUGCCGGCGCCGCAAGGCAGAGGAUUAGCCUAGUGAGCCGCGGCGCCGGCUGUGAUUCAGCGUUUUUUAACGCAGCGUGCGUGUACCAUUAAAAUCCUCUCGCUCCGCACAAAAUACUCUGACCCCAUCUAAUUUCCCAAAUGAGGUCAGGAACUAGUCCGCAAGCUAGCACGCCAUAUCUGCUCUCUUUUGGAGUGGCCAAAUGAGUAAAACUCGGUUAUGUUUCCAGGUUAAAGAGGAAACGAUGGACAAGAGAAGCUGUUCUAAUCCGCCAAAUAAACUUCCGGUCUUCCCCGAUCCCGCCCACUCGCCACUGGGCAGGUCCUUCUACCUGGACCCCAUGGUCACUUUCCACCUGUACCCGGAGCCCCCACUGCCAGCCCCUUACUCCGAGGAGCUGCCACUGCUGCCUUUUUCCAGUGACUCCCUGAUCAUGGAGAAUUACGGGGAGCCCUGCCCUUUCCCUUUCCCAAUGCCUUAUCCAAGCUACAGCAGGUGUGAAUACUCCUACGGGCCGGCCUUUAUCCGGAAAAGGAACGAGCGGGAAAGACAGCGGGUGAAGUGUGUCAACGCAGGCUACGCCCAGCUCCGCCAUCACCUGCCCGAGGAGUAUCUGGAGAAGCGACUCAGCAAAGUGGAAACCCUCAGGGCCGCCAUCAAGUACAUCAACUUCCUGCAGUCUCUCCUGCACCCUGCCGAUGCCGCCACCAAGCACGCCCCGGGGCCGCGGUCCUCCAUCGCAGCAACCGCCAGCCGGCACCCGGACCCUAUUUUUAGAAUUAUGUGAUUCAGGAUUUCCAAACAGGAACAAUGUCACAAAAUGGGGGCCCUCACAGCCUCCUUCCGUGGUUUCCUAAAUGUAAUUUCUGUGUGUGUGAGCAGACAGCGGCUCUGCCACUAAGCUGCCCUCAUGGUUCCUUGCCUGGAUAAGCGUUAGCUUGAGUAGACUAAGAUGCUUUGCUUCCUUUCUUUCAAGAGCUCUCGGGGAGCAGGUGCCCCAGGCUUCUCUGUUGCUGCCCUUGGCACCCUUGUAGCCAGAAGCUCCCACAGUGACACGCACAGCCUCGCACACAAGCUCCCCCGGGGCUUGCUGGGCUCUCUUGCACACACUCAAUGUGAAACAAUCACAGUGAACCUCCCUUGAUGUGUCAGUUUGGUGGUUUUUAUUUAUUUGCGCUUGACAAGAAGUCACAAUACGACAGGGUCUCGGGACUAAAGCCCAAGCAGUUCACAAAGCCUUGUUGUCUUUGAAAUUGGUUCUGAGCCGCUUUCUCCUGCAUACACACUUCUCCAGGUAGCUUAGUACAAGGGUAGGGGUUAAGAAGGCAGGCUGUGCAAACACGUCCUCCGUCUGCUCCAGGCCUUGG
Messenger RNA from Oryctolagus cuniculus (rabbit), 2047 nucleotides. It is a transcript of the gene ASCL3, whose product is annotated as achaete-scute family bHLH transcription factor 3. Lineage: Eukaryota; Metazoa; Chordata; Mammalia; Lagomorpha; Leporidae. The record is from RefSeq and is a predicted model, not a curated record. Gene Ontology annotation, biological process: regulation of transcription by RNA polymerase II; developmental process. Gene Ontology annotation, molecular function: RNA polymerase II transcription regulatory region sequence-specific DNA binding; protein dimerization activity; DNA-binding transcription factor activity, RNA polymerase II-specific.